UCGGGGGCGCGAGAUGAUGGGCCAUGGCUGCGGCUGGAGAUCGCAGCAAAUUGCAGGCCUUGAGUUCGCUGGGUCGGUCCCCCAGCGGCAAUGAUGUGGAGAAGAUUCUGGAAGUUGUCUUUGAGGACUGGCGACAUCGACCUCAGUUGGCCACGGCUGUUCUUAGCGGAUUGGGGAAGCAGUCCUUUGCCACCACAGCACUGGAAGUUCUCAAAGCCAUGGAACGACGAGAGCUUCGCACUGAUGUCAUUCAUUACAACAGCGUUUUGGGUGCUCACAGGGCUUCAACUUGGCCAUUUGCAACGGCACUAUUGCAGAGAGCUGCUGGAAAUGGACUCCCAUUGCAGCCCCUCAGCUUUUGUGUCACCAUGGUGGCAGCCAGGAAGGAAUGGCAGCUGUGUUUGCGGCUCCUUGACGAGAUGAGCAAGUCCCAAGCCCAAGCGGACGUAAAGAGCUUCGGUGCAGCUAUGAGUGCCUGUGAGGCUGCCGGGCGCUGGACGGAAGCCUUAUCCAUCCUGGAGGAGUGUUUGGAGGUGCAGUUGCAGCCUGACGUGAUGUCCUUUAGUUCAUUGAUCUCUGCGUGUGGCGAAGGUUCACAGUGGCAGCAAGCAGUAGAAGCAGUGUAUUGGAUGGAAGACCUCCAGCUUUGGCCAGACCUGCAGUGCAUGAAUGCAAUCAUUGCGGCCAGUGGUUCCUGGCCUUUGGCAUUGCAUCUCCUAAGGUCCAUGCACGAACGUCAGCUUCAAUGCGACACUGUAAGUUUCAAUGCUGCCAUGAAGGUCCUGGGAUCAUCAGAGCAGUGGCCAACGAUGCUUCAGCUGAUGCAACAGAUGUUCGAGGUAGCCAUCCAUCCCAGCAUCAUCACCUUCAACACGGCCUUGACGUUUGUGCCUGGCUGGGAGGCCGCAAUGUGGCUUCUGCAGGAUUUGAACACAGCCAGACUCAGAUCAAACCAAAUUAGCAUGAAUUCAGCGAUGAGUUCAUGGGGUGCUUCACAGUGGGAGAGAUGUCUUGAUGCUUUGCAGGCGUUUCCAACACCGACAAGCUACAACACUGUCAUCAGCGUGUGUGCACAGGUGAAGAUUUGGAGAAUGGCACUGCGACUAUUUGAUCAAAUGUUUGAACGCAGACUGAAACAGGACACAAUGGGUUUGAACUUGGCGAUCAAUGCCUGCCGCGAUCAACCACACGUUGUCGCUCAGCUACUGAGAUGGUCAGAGCAGUUGGUGAAGCCGGAUGCAGUGACCUACAGCGCUGCUAUCAUGGCCACCGUGGAUUGGACACAAGCACUGAACUUGUUGGCAAAAAUGUCACUGCAAGGUCUGGAGAACACAGCACCUAGUCACAAUGCAGCCCUGAAGGCCUGUGAGAAAGCAGGCGAAUGGACAGUGGCACUCGUACUUCUACAAGAGAUGGCAUGGGGAGGCUUUUACGACAUCAUCAGUUUCAACAGUGCUAUCAGCGCUUGCGAGAAGGCGAGUGAAUGGACUGUGGCCCUGAAGCUCUUGGAUGAGGCCAAGGAGUCGCGAUGUUUGAUCGAUGUGGUGACAAUCAGUGCUGCCAUUGCGGCCUGUGAAAAGGCAGGAAGGUGGCAGUGGGCUCUGGCACUACUGGAGAGCGCCGAAGAACCGGAUGUCAUUGCCUACAGCUCCGUCAUUUCGGCCUUUGACGGUUGCUCCAUGUGGCUGGAAGCUCUUCAGCUGCUGCAAACCAUGGAGGAAGAUCUGGUGGCGCCGAAUGAUGUAAGCUAUAAUAGCGGAAUCAGUGCCUGCGCAAGCGGAGGGGAAUGGCAAAAGGCCUGGUGCAUGUCGGAAUGCAUGGAGAUAAGACGACUGCGGCGCAGCGUCAUUUCUUUUAGUGCUGCAAUCAGUGCUUGCGAACGCAACCUGCAAUGGCAGCGCGGGAUUUUUUGUCUGCAAAUGAUGCAAGAUGUGGCCUGCAAGCCAGAUGUCAUUGCUCUCAACGCCAAUCUGCAAAAUUGCGAGAUGGCCAGGCAAUGGCGCAUAGCCUUGAAACUUUUGUGCGACGCUUUCGAAUGGCAACUGCAGCCAGAUGUGAUGUCCUGGACCAUGGUUCUGGGCGCUUGUGCAAAGAAUGGGCGGUGGCAACUCACCCUGUCAUUGCUGCUGUCCAUGUUGCAUCAGAGGUUGCAGCCUUCAAUUAUCAGCUACAACACAGUUUUGAGCGCCAUGGAUCAAUGCUACGUGCGGUGGGAGUUGUCUCUCAGCACAGUGCAAUUGAUGGUGGCGAACGGCGUUGACCCCGAUUCAGCUGCAUAUAGCAUGCUGAUGAAAUCUUGUGAGCUUUCUGAUUGUCCCUCUGGCGUCUCUCACAGAUCUGCCCUUUCUUCGGUGACAGGUGAUAGCUUCACCCAGUUUCAACACCUACCUGGACUUGCGACGCUGCUGGAGAGUGAUGCGACACGAAAGUUGGCCCAGAGAAAAGCGGCGCUUCACUUGGGCAUGUCAAUCCACUUCAAACAUUGA
Cladocopium goreaui is the source of this 2486-nucleotide messenger RNA. Lineage: Eukaryota; Dinophyceae; Suessiales; Symbiodiniaceae. The record is from the annotation of a GenBank genome assembly.